Molecule: messenger RNA, 3077 nt
Organism: Daucus carota subsp. sativus
Lineage: Eukaryota; Viridiplantae; Streptophyta; Magnoliopsida; Apiales; Apiaceae
Product: B3 domain-containing protein Os07g0679700
Exons: 14
Coding region: 209-2692 (827 amino acids)
Molecular function (GO): DNA binding; zinc ion binding
Source: RefSeq, a predicted model, not a curated record
AUCCCACGCAUAUGCAUCUCGAGACAGCUUCCCCUACCUACCUCCUCAAUCCCCCAUCUAAACUCUGCUCUACUAAUUCCAACAUUAUUUAAUUAUUAAUAAUACUAAUACUACCACAGCUUCAAUUAAAUUACCUCCUCCUCCUCCUGGUUCCUGCUGCUGCUGCUUGACUGAUGUUUAAGCAAAUAGAUAGAUAUAUACAUAGCUGAUGGCUUCUCAAAUAUGCAUGAACUCGUUGUGCGGCGCUCCUAUCCUCAAUUCCAGUUCCAGACUAGGCUGGCCUCUGCGAUCCGGUGCUGCCUUUGCCAUUCUUUGUCACAACUGCGGGACUUUGUAUGACCAGCUGGCCUUCUGUGACGUUUUUCAUUCAGAUCACACUGGCUGGAGAGACUGCAUUUCCUGUGGCAAGCGUCUACAUUGUGGAUGCAUUGCGUCGACCUCUUUGCUUGAGAUACUUGACACCAGCGGUGUCAUUUGUAUUAGGUGUGCCAAAACUUCGCCAAUUCAACCUUUCCUUCCACCUCAGAAUCAUAAUACAUCCAGAUCCAUGCCCCCAUCAGGAGAUACUAGGAAUAAAUGUUUAUCAAAGUACACCCAAUUAUCUGCUGGAUGUGGAUCACCCCUUGAUGUCAAAACAAAAACAGAUAAAAAGACUCCAGAGGUUGAAGAUGUUUAUGGAUCACCUGUGCAGACAGACUUGACUAUUUCCUUGGCUACUGAAUCUAUAACCACACAUUCAUUACCAAUUACGGCAUCAAAGCCUGUUCUUACUGCAGGACUGGACCCAAAUGCUAGGACUAUGUCACAAAUGCGUGUAGCAAGGCUGCCUGUUGAGGGACGAAUUAAAAGUCAGUUGCUUCCUCGUUAUUGGCCCAGAAUAACUGAGCAAGAGUUGCAGCAAAUAUCUGGAGACUCAAAUUCCACCAUUGUCCCAUUAUUUGAAAAAAUUCUGAGUGCUAGUGAUGCUGGUCGUAUCGGUCGUUUGGUACUCCCGAAAGCAUGCGCAGAAGCAUAUUUUCCACCAAUCUCUCAACCUGAAGGCAUUCCCGUGAGAAUUCAAGAUGUAAAGGGAAAAGAAUGGGUUUUCCAGUUCAGAUUUUGGCCGAAUAAUAACAGCAGAAUGUAUGUUUUGGAGGGUGUGACUCCUUGCAUACAGUCCAUGAAAUUACAAGCUGGAGAUACUGUAACAUUUAGUCGCAUGGAUCCAGAAGGAAAACUUCUUAUGGGAUUUCGCAAAGCCUCGAAUAAUAUUAUAAUGCAGGAUUCCCAUUCCACUGGCAAACAUAACGGGUCUUUUGCAAGCGAGCCUUUCUCAUCGAGCGAUGUUGAUAAUCUACCACUUAGGAAUGGUUACUCUGGUCUUCUCCAAUCAAUGAAUGGAAGCACAGAUUCUCAUCUAAAGGCAUUUUCAAAACAUUUCAGCCCAUCUAGUGAAGAUGCUUGGCACUUCACUGAUAAGCAUGGAGGCCGGGGGAUGAUUGGUUCCUUGGCACCGACAUUGCUGGCUCCUGAGAGGAAGAGAAGUAAAAAAAUUGGGUCAACGAGUAAGAGGUUGCUCAUUGAUAACCAAGAUGCCCUAGAGCUGAAACUCACUUGGGACGAAAUACAGGAAAUGCUACACCCUCCUGCCAGUAUGCAGCCAACCACUGUUACAAUUGAAGACCACGAAUUUGAAGAGUAUGAAGCGCCACCUGUUUUGGGAAAGAGGAGCAUUUUUACUUCCCGGUCAUCUGGGGAGCAAGAGCAAUGGACGACAUGCGAUUGCUGCUUUAAGUGGCGAAGGUUGCCAUCUGAUUUCCUUCUCCCUCCCUUAUGGAGAUGUCAGGACAAUGUGUGGGAUCACAGCAGGUGUUCAUGUUCUGCACCAGAUGAAUUGAGCCCUUCGGAACUUGAUCAACUUCUCAAAAUGAACAAUGAUUUCAAGAGAAGGAGAAAUGCAGUUUCUAACCAGAUGCCAACACAGGAGCAUGACACCCCUGGUAUACUGGCUGGUAGCUCUGGUCAAGAUGAUGUGAGUGGUCCAGUUGCUACCACGACAAGACAUCCUAGACAUCGCCCUGGUUGCUCUUGCAUUGUAUGCAUCCAGCCUCCUAGUGGCAAAGGAAAACACAAUCCGACAUGCACAUGCAACGUAUGCAUGACAGUUAAACGCCGUUUUAAGACCCUAAUGUUGCGUAAAAAGAAGCGUCAAUCAGACUUGGAGGCAGAAAUCGCUCAGAGGAAUCAUUUUAUAUCUGCUCCCAAGGAAGAAGUGGAAGUAGACAGCACUUCUAGGCAAGGUCGGUCUCUAAUUAAUCUCUUAGAUGAUAAGAGUAGAUCAGAUAGUGAGCCGCAGGCUAUGGAUCAAAGAAACGAUCGACCAGGAAAGGUUAUUGAUACUGACACAGAUGAAUUAGACUUGAAUUGCGACCCUGGGGAGGACUUCCCAACCAAGUCGACCCGUGUAAGCAUGAUGAGACUUCUCCAAGUGGCUACCCGGCCUUUAGAGACGUAUCUGAAGCAGACUGGUCUUACUAGCUUAAUAUCCGAGCAUCAUACAAGUUCAGGAUCACCUGCCCUGCCACAAGCCGCUACUGAGAGUGAUAGACAGCCUCAUCAGGACCAAUCUAUUGAACUGGAGAUUCAGGGGAAGGAACCAGAAAGUGAUGACCAUCUUUCCGAACCGUAUCAAAAUGGCACCGACCAAUCAUAAAGGUGUAAUUAUGUUUUUUAUUUUACUAUGUGCGGCAUUUGAUUGGCUGAAUUCUUUGGUCAUCUUGGGAUUGAAUUGGCAUAGUUUUGAGGAGAGUUGCCUGGAAGGAGUGGAGGAUGGGGUGGAACCAUAUAAUGCUUUAGUAGGACAUCUCACACGAAGACCUUAUUCAGUUGAUGCAAUAGAUAUAUUUUUUCUCAUGUUAGUCGGAAUAUAUUAUAUUUUUUCUUUUUCUAAGAAAACACUGGGCGAGUUGUGAUACACAUGGGAGUCGGGAGCAGUUGAAUAGUGCAUGUUAAAUAUAGACAGUUUGUUUGUAGUGUAAAUAGAUAAUUGUUAAACUUUGAAUUUAACGAAAACAAUACAUGAUACAUCUUGGCUUUGA